AUGGGUAUCAAAACCUGGAUCGAGCGAAACGGCGGCAAAUACUCUGCGAAGAUCAACAAGAGCGUCACCCACCUCAUCGCCAGUAAAGAAGCAUACAAGAAACCCGCCGACGCUGUACAACAAGCCACCGACCUCAACAUCCACGUAGUCAGCUAUGACUGGUUCGACGACUCAUUGCAAGCGAAGAAGAAGUUGGGCACUAGGAAGUACACGUGGGAGGUGCUUAUGAAAGAGAGGAGGAAGAAGAAAGAGCUCAAGAGGAUAGGUACUCUGGCCGAUGGCAGUAAGUUCAGGAAAGGCUGUGAGAACAUCAAAGGGUUGACUGGAUCAGGUACGUUGAAAACAUCUCGUGUUGUUGCGAGAAAGCCGAGGAAGAGCAAGAGCUUCUUCUUUGCCACGUCUGCCCCGUCAGUUCCUUCAAUCCCCUUCAUUUCCGCGAAAGAAGACCUCUUGCGUAGGAGGGCGGAAAGGGAGGCUGCAUUGGCUGAGGAUGCUGGAGCUGGAGCUGGAGCUUGUGAGGACCGGGCAAAGAACCCUGAAGUCAUCAAUGACACCCCGAGCCCGGCAAAUCAAUUCUCAAAGCCUGUCGUUUCAACCCAGACACCUCCCAAGAAGCCUGAGCCCUCCGCUACCUCCAGAAAAGUUUCACAGGCUAAGAUUUCUCGUCACUGGAAAGAGGACUACCAUUACUAUCAAGAUACGGACGGCUUCGAGUACAAGAUUGUUCUUGUACGCCAGGACAAUCCCUCCCUUCAAGUUGGUUCUGCACAUGUAAGUUCUGACCGUAUAAACUGCCAAUAA
Molecule: messenger RNA, 801 nt
Organism: Alternaria ventricosa
Lineage: Eukaryota; Fungi; Ascomycota; Dothideomycetes; Pleosporales; Pleosporaceae
Exons: 2
Coding region: 1-801 (266 amino acids)
Source: RefSeq, a predicted model, not a curated record